GUGGAGGCAGACACACGAGUACACAGUACACUACACACUAUUCACUCAGUCUUGCUUGCGCUGGUCUACAAGUCGCUUCGUAUGUCAUAUCAUAAAUAUUUAUCAUCAUAAUUAUAAUUAUUAUUGUUAUUGUUAUUAUGCAUAAAAAUUUUUAAAUUCAAUCCGCACGCUUGUGGUGUCUGUUAACGGCAUAAUUCAACUCCAUAAAUAUUUUAAUCGCUACUUAACACAACUAGUAGUUUUCAAAAUUAAAUAAUCGCGGGAGUUUAAAAACAUUAUCCAUUCACGUAUAAGUCUAAUUAGUGGGACAUUAGUAAUAUCGAUGACUGUACUUACAUUGUGAAUUGCAGUGGUGACUCGCUAGUGUGACUCGUUUCGAAAUACUUCUGAAUUACGCAUACUGUCAAUGAUUUAAAUAAAAAGUUAAAAAAAAAAAACCCGCGACUGCACACGGACUUAAGUUGCAUUAUUUCGAGCCCGAGCAAGGUGAGUGAAGAUAGGAGUACUCGAGUACCGGGUAUUGGAGUAUAAGGAUAAGAGGGAGUCAGAUAAGAGGGAUGCUGAAACACGUGUCGAUAUCACCCUGGAGAGGAAGAUGCGACAGUGUCAGCCUGGCCUCCAGCAAUGGGGAUAACAGUAGCUGCGGAAGCGGAAGUCCAACCCCUAGUCAUACUCCACCACCCUCACGUGCCUCAUCUUGCGCAUCUCUGAUUCCACUUACGGCGCUAUCAACUUUUUCACCUGCUGAUAAUGCCCCGCAACAAACGACAAUAAAAGUGUAUGCUAAUUGUCUAAGACCAGAUAUAGAAUACAAAACACUGUCAAUAACAUACGAAACAACAUGUCACGAAGUCGUGGAAAAUUUAUUAAAUAAAUACCGAAUGAGACACCGGGACCCGAGGCUCUUUUACAUGACUAUGGAAGUCACUGUCAGACGGGCUAAUGUAAGGACUAUUUUACCCCUAGAUGAAGAUGCUAGACCUGCUGUACUUCAAUCCUGUCAUCCACGUGGUGAUUCAAGAUUUUCAUUACAAACACGUCGUGGUGGAUUAGUGAAAAUAUAUGACAGCGCAUUAAUGUCCGGAUCAAAAUACAAAAGUCUACUGAUAUCCGAGCGGACGACAGUGGACGAGUUGAUUCAAAUGCUGCUGAAUUGCUACAACUCAACCGAGCGAGUCGAGCAAUUUUCCCUGUACGAAGUCUGCGAAGGCGAAGAGUACCAGCGCAAGUUGCAUCCCGAUGACUCUCCGCUCAAAGUCACCCAGAAGUGGACGAGUAUCGACAGACACCUUCGUAUCCGCAGGAAUCCGGACUACGACCCACAUAGGAGAAAGAGUAUGUGGGCAUCUGAUUCAACGAUAAGUGCAGCACUAUCGCGGCUACAUCUUCAGAAUAAAAUUCAUUUGUCACAACAAAAUUUGUCUUCUGAUAAAUCCAAAACUCAUGAUAAUUUAAAUAACAAUAAUAAUAAUAAUAAUAAUAAUACUAGUAAUAAUAAUAGUAGUAAUAAUAGCAGCAAUAAUAAUAGUAAUAACAAUAGUAGCAAUUCAAAUCCAAGUUUGUCUGCGUCAUCACACUGCCUGCUACUGCGUCAGCGAGCCAAAUGUAAAGUAAAUAACAACAAUAGACAUAAUCAUAAUCAUAAUUACCCGAAUAAUGUCACUGUCAGUAAAAGUAACAGUUCCAUGAGUACGAGUACGAGUACGAGUGAGGAAUGUGGAAGAAAUCCACUCACUCGUACUACCAAAAUGUCUAAUUUAUUACCGCAGAGUUUGCCCUCGACACCGCUGACGUCAAAACAUCUCGGGGCAUCCCGGUUCUCAAAUUAUGAAAAUUUUUUUUAUAUAUAAUUUAUCAAGUUAUUAUUGCCUGUAAAGUAUUUAUUUAUUUAAUGAUUAUGAUUAUAGUGAUUGUUGAUUUUAAAUUACCAGUUUAUUAUAUUUUUUUUUUUUAUUUUUUAUUUUUUUUGAAGAAGAAGUUAUUGGUGAAUAUUUUUGAUAAAAUAUUCGUUUAAUGAAUGAGAGAUAAAUUUGUAAUUAUUUAUAUAUUUUUAAAUAAUUAUUAAAAGGUGUCCAAUUUGGAUAGAUUAUUUAUUAAAUUUAUAAUUAUCAAGCUUUUAUUUUUGUAGAAAAUAUAUCUAGCCUUCAAAAAAAAAAAUUUUUUUAUUUUUAUUGAAAUUAAAAAUUUAUUAAUUAAUUAUUUAAUUUAUUAAUUAAUUUACUGAUAGCACAGAAGUAAUUUUGAUAUUUUUUUAAUUUAAGCAAAAUGUUUAAAUAAUUUGAUUGCCCGCGAAAUUCAAAUCUCAAAUAAAAUAAAGUGAAAAUUUUUUAAGUCGUCAGUAAUUAUAAUAAUUAUUACUUCUGUACUUACAUUAUAUAUUUAUUAAUCAGGCUAGAUAUAUUUAAAAUAUAGUGAGUGUACUAUUGAUAAAUAUUUAAUUGUAAACCGAUACAAAGAAAAGCUAUGUCGCUAGUUUGUAAGUUUUUUUUUAUAAACAAUAUUGUACCAAAGGUAGUUUUUAUAUGGCAUCUAUAUUAUAUUUUAUUAAUUAAUUUAUCAAUUAAUUAAUAAUAUUAUUUUUAUGUAUUUAAAUAUCAUAUGAAAAGUAUAUCACGCGUUUUUUAAAUUUAUUAAUUAAAUAAGCGGUAAUUGCUUAUUCUUGUGUAAAAUUUCGCUUGUAUAUAAAGCACGAAUGCCCGGUCAGUUUC
Molecule: messenger RNA, 2708 nt
Organism: Microplitis demolitor
Lineage: Eukaryota; Metazoa; Arthropoda; Insecta; Hymenoptera; Braconidae
Gene: rau
Product: putative mediator of RNA polymerase II transcription subunit 24
Exons: 6
Coding region: 558-1850 (430 amino acids)
Biological process (GO): positive regulation of fibroblast growth factor receptor signaling pathway; positive regulation of epidermal growth factor receptor signaling pathway; signal transduction
Source: RefSeq, a predicted model, not a curated record